This is a messenger RNA of Diaporthe citri, 573 nucleotides long. RefSeq lists its product as uncharacterized. The record is from RefSeq and is a predicted model, not a curated record. NCBI's taxonomy places the organism in Eukaryota, Fungi, Ascomycota, Sordariomycetes, Diaporthales, Diaporthaceae. The transcript is spliced from 4 exons. The coding region runs from base 1 to 573 and encodes 190 amino acids.
AUGACUAUGGUCACCCGAUCCACCCCGCCGCCUCCCCAGACCGACCUCAAGACCGUCGUCGAGAGCCGGAAUCGAGAGUGGCACUUCCACAUUUACUUCCUCAUCCAGUCGGAGACCGAGACUGCCGCUGCUCUUGCUCUUCGUGAUGCCGUCCUAAGGCUACGUCGCGACGGGGCCUUUGUUGCUGUCCCGCUGUUCAGGGUUAACCACUACCCGAUAGGGCCCCAUCCGGCUGGGUCGUACGAGAUCUGGGUGCCUGAUUCUUCAUUCUCCGAUGUCUUCUUUUACCUAUCCGCCAACCGUGGCAACCUCAGCAUCCUCGUCCAUCCCUUGACAUCAGAUCAGCGCGGAGACCACGAGACCCGGAACGCCUGGAUGGGCACGCCGUGGCCCAUAUUCCUCGACGGCCUGCCGGUUGAGGGCGAGAUCCCGCUGCAGUACCCGGAGCUAGGCCGCGGCUGGUCCACGUCGCCGAGGCAGGAGAUGUCGCUCGAGGAGAGGCGCAAGAAGGGUGCGGAGGUCGAGGCUCUGCUGGCUAAUGAUCCGGAAGCGGCUCCGGCUCCUAAGGAUUGA